CACUUGAAGACUCCAGCUGCCUGAACAGAAGUGGCCGUGACAGUGGCUAUAGUGAUUUCUGGUGUCCUGACCGAGGAGAAUUUCUGGCUCCUCCAGGUAGACAUAAGAGGGAAGAUUCCUUUGAGAGUUUGGACUCCUUGGGCUCCAGGUCGUUGACCAGCUGCUCCUCAGAUAUCACACUGAGAGGGGGACGGGACGGUUGUGAAAGUGACACAGAUUCAGAAUUGACAUUCAGAAUGCAGGAUUAUAACAAAGAUGACAUGUCCUAUCGAAGGAUUUCGGCUAUUGAACCCAAGUCUGCUUUACCAUUCAAUCGGUUUUUACCCAACAAAAGUAGACAGGCAUCCUAUGUGCCGGCACCCUUGAGGAAGAAAAAGCCAGACAAAAAUGAGGAUAACCGAAGGAGCUGGGCAAGCCCGGUCUAUACAGAAGCAGAUGGAACAUUCUCAAGUAACCAGAGGAAAACUUGGGGCACCAAGGUGGAGAAAUGGCCAGCAAUCCGAGAGACAUCAAUCUCCUCUUGUUAUUUGGAAGAGGAAGAAGAAAGGAUCACAAGUCUACCCAACAUUGUCAAGGAUGAUCUGUAUCUGCGAAGGCUAAGUCCAGUCAUGCCAAACCCAGGGAAUUCUUUUGAUCAGUUUCUUCCUAAAUGUUGGCCCCCAGAAGAUGUGAGCUGGAAAAGAAUAAAAAGGGAGAAUUAUAAACCAUGGUAUAAAGAAUUUCAGGGAUUCAGGAGUAAGUCCAUGAGCGAUGUCAGUGCCGAGGAUGUUCAAAAUCUGCGUCAGCUGCGGUAUGAGGAGAUGCAGAAAAUAAAAUCCCAGUUAAAAGAACAAGAUCAGAAAUGGCAGGAUGACCUUGCAAAAUGGAAAAGUCGCCGGAAAAAUUAUACUUCGGAUCUGCAGAAGAAAAAGGAAGAGAGGGAAGAAAUUGAAAAGCAGGCACUUGAGAAGGCAGACAGAAGCUCCAAGACGUUUAGAGAGAUGCUACAGGACAGGGAAUCCCGAAAUCAAAAGUCUACAGUUACAUCUAGUGGGAGAUUGUAUUCUUCCGAUGAUAUAUCAAAUGAUGAAGAGCUCUCUCCUUCACUGACUCUGUCAGAAACCAGUUACCAGAGCCAGAGAGCAGAAGAGGAGGGAACAACUUUUCCUACUGAAUUUCCUAAAGAAGGCUCUACACGUUUCCUGAACAUGCAGGACAGUGUAGCUACUGAAACGGGGCUUCCUUCUAACCCCCCAGCAGAAGAACAGCGCUCAGCUUCUUUGUCUUCUCAGCAUUCACUGAGUACACGAAUGGAGGUGACUCGAGUUUCAGCUUCAGCCUCUCUCCCCAGAAGCUACCAGAAAACUGAUACAGCCAGGUUAACAUCUGUGGUCACACCGAGACCUUUUGGCACUCAGGCAAGGGGAAUCUCAUCACUCCCCAGAUCCUACACGAUGGAUGAUGGUUGGAAGUAUAAUGGGGAUGUAGAAGGAGCUAAGAAAACUCAUCACAAUUUGGCCAGCACCCCUGCCCCAAAGCCUGACACCAGCCAGCUUGUUUCCAGCAUGUCCAGUGAAAUGGAGGCAGCCGCAGGAGAAGAUGUGACGGGGAGGCUGACUUCUCCCAUGUCUCCUUUCUCAUCUCUCUCCCAAGAGGAGGCUGCUGCUCCUAAAACCACACUGUCCUCCAUGUCUGGCCCCGAUUUACUGUCUGACUCUGCUGAAGAGAGAAGCUUAUUUCAGAGAGAGGUCUCAAAGUCUCAGGAUCAGUUCAGUGAUAUGAGAAUCAACAUAAACCAGACUCCUGGGAACAGUCUUGACUUCGGGUUUACAGUAAAAUGGGAUUAUUCCGGGAUCUUCGUAGCAUCAGUUGAACCAGGUGGCCCUGCAGAGAUUUCCCAGCUGCAAGUAGAUGAUGAAAUUAUUGCUCUCAACAACACCAAGUUUUCAUACAACGAUACAAAAGAGUGGGAGGAAGCCAUGGCAAAUGCUCGGGAAACUGGAAACCUAGUGAUGGAUAUCAGACGCUAUGGAAAGUCUGGUUCACCCGAAACAAAGUGGAUUGAUACAACCUCUGGAAUUUAUAACUCGGACAAGUCUUUAAGUCUAUCCACGACAACUGAUUUCUCUGAAAGCCUUCAGAGUCCUUAUACUGAAUCAAAAGAAAUCAAUGGAAUUCACGAUGAAAGCAACACUUUUGAAUCAAAAGCAUCUGAACCUAUUUCUUUGAAAAACUUAAAAAGGCGGUCACAAUUUUUUGAACAAGGAAGCUCUGAUUCUGUGGUUCCCGAUCUUCCUGUUCCAAGCCUUAGUGCCCCAAGUCGCUGGGCAUGGGAUCAAGAGGAGGAGCGAAAGCGGCAGGAGAGAUGGCAGAAAGAGCAAGACCGCCUGCUGCAGGAAAAAUACCAACGUGAGCAGGAGAAACUGAGGGAAGAGUGGCAAAGGGCUAAACAGGAAGCCGAAAGAGAGAACUCUAAGUAUUUGGAUGAGGAGCUGAUGGUCCUGAACUCAAACAACAUUUCUCUGACCACACGACAGCCUACUCUUUCCAGCUGGGAAGCCACAUGGAGUGAAGGCUCUAAGUCCUCCGACAGGGAAGGAAGCCGAGCAGGAGAGCCGGAGAGGAGCCAUCAGGAAGAGGAAGUGGUUCAUGAGGAGCCAAGACAGAAGCUUCAGGACCAACUGAUUCUGGAGCAAGAGAGGAAACUGAAGGAGCAGCAACAGAUGCAGGAAGAGCAGGAGGAGGCCAUCGAGGCACAGAAACACCAGGCAGAGAGAGAGAGGGAGACUUCAGUCAAAAUAUACCAGUACAGGAGACCUAUUGAUUCCUAUGACAUACCGAAGAGAGAAGAAGAAUCUUCAGGUUUGCUUCCUAGUGACAGGAGUAAAUCCCGAUCAACUACUGAACUAGAUGAUUACUCUACAAACAAAAAUGGAAGCAGCAAAUAUUUAGACCAAAUUGGGAGCGUUAGCUUUUCACAGAGGAGCUCCAAGAAGGAUCCAGUCCCCUCAGGGGCAGAGCGGGAGAGACAGCAAAUCCUCCAGGAAAUGAGGAAGAGAACUUCCCUCCACGAUGACAACAGCUGGAUCCGGCAGCGCAGUGCCAGUGUGAAUAAAGAGCCGAUUUGUCUGCCUGGGAUGAUGAGAAGAGGCGAGUCUCUAGAUAACCUGGACUCCCCCAGGUCCGGUUCUUGGAGACAGUCCCCGUGGCACAGUCAGCCCGCCGGUGUCUACGCCUCCUCCUCUGUUCAGGACUUCAGUCGCCCACCGCCUCAGCUGCUGUCCACAUCAAACCGUGCCUACAUGCGGACCCCUUCGUCCAGUGUGCCCCCUCCUUCAGCUGGCCAGGUGAAGACCACCAUCACGAGCAUGGUGACCUCACGGUCCCCCAUCCCACGCAGCCAUUCCCCCUCCACUUUGCAGUCGGGGGCUCAGCUUCGCAACAGGUCAGUGAGUGGGAAGCGCACGUGCUCCUACUGUAAUAACAUUCUGGGCAAAGGAGCCGCCAUGAUCAUCGAAUCCCUGGGGCUUUGUUACCAUUUACAUUGCUUUAAGUGCGUGUCCUGCGAGUGUGAUCUCGGAGGCUCAUCGUCAGGAGCCGAAGUCAGAAUCAGAAACCACCAAUUGUACUGCAACGACUGCUAUCUCAGAUUCAAAUCCGGACGGCCAACUGCCAUGUGACGUAAGCCUCCAUUCGAAAGCACUGUUGCAGAUAGAAGAAGAGGUGGUUGCUGCUGAUUUAGAUCUAUAAAUAUGUGUUGUAUGUCCUUUUUCUCCCUCUUUUUUUUUUAAAAAAACAAACAACUUUUUUUUUUGGGCCUCAUUAGAUUAUAUAGGAACACCGUAGUCUUGGUAGAUUCUGGAUUUUUGAUGCUUAUUUAUAAGAAGGUGAUUAUAUGUGUGUGGAGAAAAGUGCAGUAUUUACUUUUUAAAUUCAGCACCCUAAAAAGCACAAGGGAAAAAGAAUAAGAGCUGAAAAAUAAACGUGUUUUUUUUUUUUCCGAGGCUGAUAGUGAUCUAGUUUGACUGGAGUGGUGUUUUGAAGAGGGUAUUUUAUUGUUUCAUUUUUUUUUUAAAGGUUCUUGAACAUUUUCUGAAAUAGUUAAUUUAAAGAUGGAAUGGCACUUGCUCUGUUUAUUGUAAUGUGUACUAAAUGUGGAACUACUUGGAAAUGUCAUUGAAAUCCACUCCUAAAUUUGCUUUUUGUAUUCUUUAUGCCUGUGUAAUAUGAUAGGAAAAUAAUUGAGUUUCUGAGACAUUUAAUUUACUCAAUGGGGAGAGCUCUUUUUUUUUUCAUACCAGAAUUGUGGCUAGCAAAUCUGAAAAUAAAGCUGCUUAUUUUCAAUAAUGAAAAAAAUUGUGGUUUGUACACCAGAAGUAUCUUCAGAAACUAGUGAGCUUUUUGUCCAGCUGCAUUGUAAAUAAACUUACUGAAGCAUUUAA
This is a messenger RNA of Dipodomys ordii (Ord's kangaroo rat), 4421 nucleotides long. RefSeq names its product LIM domain 7 (gene Lmo7). Gene Ontology annotation, molecular function: protein binding. NCBI's taxonomy places the organism in Eukaryota, Metazoa, Chordata, Mammalia, Rodentia, Heteromyidae. The transcript has 23 exons. Bases 237 to 3659 code for a protein of 1140 amino acids. The record is from RefSeq and is a predicted model, not a curated record. Gene Ontology annotation, biological process: regulation of cell adhesion; regulation of signaling.